AUGUCUCUUAGAAGAGUUAUUCAGUCCGUUCCCUGCAAACCCUCCCAUCUCCCAGCAAAAUUACUCCCUACGGCAGAUCUGGUCGAGGAAGAGCACACGGCCCAUUAUAAGCCUCAGCACUUUUAUCCUGUACGUCUUUAUGAGAUACUCAACAACCGAUACCAAGUGGCCGCCAAAAUAGGCUGGGGAACAAGUUCGACAGUAUGGCUAGCACGCGACCUCCACCAGUGGCGAUGGCAUCGGCCCCGAUAUGUGGCCAUUAAAGUUAACGCAAACAAUUAUGAGUCUCAAGAAUCCGCGGAGAAGGAACUCCGCAUUACUGAGCAUAUAACUAAAGCAAACACCCAGCAUCCAGGCCGCAACUUUGUCGCCACCUUGUUAGACUCGUUCCGUGUUGCUAGCCCGGGCGGCACUCAUAUUUGCAUGGUCUUCGAUGCACUUUGUGAACCACUCUGGAUGCUGAAGCGUCGUUUUGAAGGAAACAUCAUCCCUCUCGACGUCUUGAAACCGGUGUCUAAACUCAUACUAGAAGGACUACAGUAUAUCCACACCGAAUGCCACGUUAUUCACACAGAUCUCAAGUCCGAUAACAUCUUACUGGCCCUACGCAACCUGUCUAUCCUGGAAUCGGUCGCACAAGAUGAGAUGAACAAUCCCUCUCCACGGAAACCUGGACGAUCGGUAAUAACUGACUUUGGGCUUGCCGUGCGCGGUGACGGGCCCCCGAACAGCCACUGCAUCCAGCCAGAGGGAUAUCGGGCCCCGGAAGUUUGUCUCGGGGGCGACUGGAGCUACAGUGUUGACGUUUGGAACUUGGGAGUUAUGCUUUGGGACCUGUCCUAUGGCCGCGGUCCCUUUGACAUACCACCGGACUCGUGCGGCUCAGGCUCAGCAGACGAAGCCCAUCUGGGCAAGAUAAUUUCCCUCCUGGGGCCCCCUCCACCUGAUCUUCUCGGCCGCGGAAAAGAAACAUCUCGGUAUUUUAACGCUAAAGGACAAUUCAAAUUCCCCGAACUCGUCGGAAAAAAGGACCUGGUUUCUAUGGCUAAAGAAAUUGAUGAUGACGACGGAAUGCCCCAGUUUGUAGACUUCAUUUCUAGAAUGCUGCGCUGGAGGCCCGAGGACCGGACCACGGCGCAGGACCUGCUUUCCCAUCCGUGGCUUCCGCAAAUGAAACCUGCGAAUGGAUGUGAAUGGGCUUAUCUGUACAGUAAGUUGCCGUACUUGUAA
Messenger RNA from Penicillium verrucosum, 1230 nucleotides. RefSeq lists its product as uncharacterized. Bases 1 to 1230 code for a protein of 409 amino acids. Lineage: Eukaryota; Fungi; Ascomycota; Eurotiomycetes; Eurotiales; Aspergillaceae. Gene Ontology annotation, biological process: regulation of mRNA processing; protein phosphorylation; spliceosomal complex assembly. Gene Ontology annotation, molecular function: ATP binding; protein kinase activity. The record is from RefSeq and is a predicted model, not a curated record. The transcript has 6 exons.